GUCACGGGGAUACAGGCACCGCCGGGCACCGCGCGCUCCCUCUCCCCGGGCUGGUGCGCUGCAGCCCCGCACUGCGAGCGGCCGGGGGGAGCCAUGCAACGCGCCGGGAUGGCGGGGCGCGGCCCCCUGCCCCUGCUCUGCCUCUGCCUGGCGCUGGGCUCCGCCGCCGGCUCCCAGGCUCCCUUCGCCCCGCCGCUGGGGGACAUCGGCGCCUGCCAGCAGCGCUGCGGCGCAGCCCGGGAUGCCGUGCUCAACGCCUGUUACCGAGGAUGCCGGCUGUUCUCCAUCUGUCACUUUGUGGAUGCGAGCGCCGAGCUGAACACAACCAGAGCCGAAUGUGAAUCAGCUUGUAUCGAAGCCUAUGGCAGCGCCGAGGAGCAGUUCGGCUGCACGACUGGAUGCAGGAAGCAGCUGCCCGAAUCGCAGAGCCGGAAAGACAAGAGUCUGGAGCUGCAGCCCGUGUCCUUCUCCAUGUUUGACUUGGUCUCCAGCUUUUGCAACGACAUCGUCAGCUCUGCCCAGAGCUUCAUCUCCUCCACCUGGACCUUCUACCUGCAGGCAGACGAUGGCAAAGUGGUGGUGUUCCAGUCCCAGCCGGAGAUCGAGUACCCGGUGCCCGAGGCGCCAGCGCCCAAGUCGGAGCUGAUGGAGAAGUCCUGGCCUGUCUCCAGUCCUAACACCCUGAAGCCCCACACAGGCCCCCAGGAAAAGCUGGAGAAACCCCCCAUGAAAGAGCCAAAGAGCAAAGCCAAGCUCCAGCACCUGGAGACCCAACAACCAGAGCACGACUUCCUGGGCUGCAUGUCCAAGCGGGGGGUGGUGGGGUGCUACAGGCGCUCAGGCCUUCCUCGCUGGAUCCUGGCUGCCUGCCUCUUCCUCUCCAUCAUGGUGAUGUUGUGGCUCAGCUGUGCCAGCCUAGUGACCGCCCCGGACCAGCACAUCAAGACCCAGCCGCUGAGCAUUAAUGGCGAUAAGGAGUACCUGGAGGACCUGGAUGGCUCGGCCCCCUUUUCUCUGCACCCUGUGAUCGCUGUCACCAUCUGCCCAGCGGACGACAACGAGGAGGCGGGGCCGCUGCCGGUCAAGGUGGAUCUGGACAAAACCGUGAUCUAGAGCCCCUCCCCCGCCCCCCGCCAGCCUGUCAUCUCCAUGCCUUAUUUCCUGUGAACAUUUUAAUGCAACCUCCCCCUUUGUUUUGAUCUGCCUUCCCGCUUUCUGCUGUUUUAAACCCCCGCACCGCACUGUGUCUGAAGAUAACCAUCCUGGGCCAUGAGGGAGCCAUCAGCGUCCGGCCCCACCUCCAUCUAUUGUCCUCGUGCGCGGGAGGGGGAAUUGUUUUCCUCCCCCUGUUCACAAUCUCAGCCCCAGCCGGGAGCGGUACUGAGGGGGUUUCUUGCCUUGUGUCUCCGGUGCUCUGGGGGGGGAGCUUUAGUGAGAACAACACGGUCUGUGACCUUGGUUGGCUGGAGUCAGAUGACUGGUGGGAGCACGGGGAGGGCAGGGAGAGAGUGCGCCCUGCCGUGGGGGCGGGGAGGGAGCGUGGGAGUUGGCGUGGCAGCGCCUGUCUGGAACAGGAGCUGCGUGUGGUGGGGGACCCCUUGGGGUUCACGGCAGAGCCCUCACCUGGCAAGCCUCAGGGCUGCUGGUUUUGCAGGAAGCGGAUGGGGGCUCCAUGGGGAGAGGAUGUGGCAGUGGGGUGGCUCCAGCUCUCGGUUCAUUUUCCCUGGAGGCCGCGCGUUGGAUGCGGAGGGGCGGGGGGGCCCGAGAGGAGAUUCUGGCCCCGGGCAGGCAGUGAAUAGAUUCAGUCUCAGUAACUGCAGCAAGGCGCGUACGCUCGGGCAGACCCUGGAUGCGACGCGUGUUAUGCAGACAAAACUAUACAGGAUCAUUUCAGGGGGCAAGGCAAAGAUGCCACAUUUAUUAUUACAAUUUGAUCUACAACCACUAGCUAAUACCUUAAUAUAUAUAUAUAUAUACACACACACACACACACACACUACCAGUCCUGAACAUAGCGUGAGUCUGUGGCUUGAUUUUGUCGCUUGGAUUCGUCGCUUGUGGCGGUAACUGGCCAGGAAAGCCAGGCACAAGGAAGGCCUGGGUCUGCCCUCCCAUGUUGGCAGCAGAAUGUUACCCUCCAAAGUUUUCCAUGUCACCCAGCCUUUUUGUAGGCUUUAGUUUGAAU
This is a messenger RNA of Terrapene triunguis (Three-toed box turtle), 2185 nucleotides long. RefSeq names its product transmembrane protein 59 like (gene TMEM59L). Bases 94 to 1113 code for a protein of 339 amino acids. The transcript is spliced from 8 exons. NCBI's taxonomy places the organism in Eukaryota, Metazoa, Chordata, Testudines, Emydidae. The record is from RefSeq and is a predicted model, not a curated record.